This is a messenger RNA of Bursaphelenchus xylophilus (pine wood nematode), 286 nucleotides long. Lineage: Eukaryota; Metazoa; Nematoda; Chromadorea; Rhabditida; Aphelenchoididae. The record is from the annotation of a GenBank genome assembly.
AUGGGGAAGUCGGUGGAAUGUGAUGAAAUUGAGUGCGAUUCGUCCACCUCAAUGACGGAUUCCUUUCUGUUUAAUCGAUAUGAGCAGAAAGAGGAGGAAGAAGGUAAUUUCGAAUGGUUUUGAGAUUAAAACAGUCGAUCAUGACGUUUAUAUGACCCAUUAUUCUUCAGAAUCCACUGAAUUCAUGCCAAAAGGUCGAUUGACGUUCGCCGAAUGGGAGAGAUUUGAGCAGAAACGGUUGGAAAUGAUCAAUGAGGUAGGAUUUUAUUUUCUACAGUGGCUCUGA